AUGCCUACAGAAUUCAUCAGCUUGACAUUCCCUAAUGCAUCGACGGAAGUCAACCCAAUUCCCAAUGCUUCAAUUGACCCGGAGUAUCUCGUCCGCUAUGCUCGGACUCUGGAUGACUAUGGCUUCAACUACACCCUAGUGCCAUACGAUUCAUCUUAUUUUGAUCCAUUCACAGUUGGCGCGACAAUCGCGUCGGUGACCAAGAACCUCAAGAUUAUCAUCGCGCUUCGACCAAAUACUCUUUAUCCAACCGUCGCAGCCAAAGCUCUCGCAACUCUCGACCAGCUCAGCUCCGGACGAGCUGUCGUUCAUUUUAUCGCUGGUGGUAGUGAUGCCGAGCAAGCCAAGGAAGGCGAUUUCCUUACCAAGGAUCAGCGGUACGCACGCCUUGAAGAAUAUAUCAAGAUUCUGCGCCGUGCAUGGGAAUCAGCGGAUCCAUUCGACUGGGACGGCCAAUAUUAUCAGUUCAAGCAAUUCAGCAACAAAGUUCGCCCCGUCAAUGGCAAUAUUCCAGUCUCGGUCGGUGGAUCCUCAGAUGAAGCUUACCGUAUCGGUGGCUCGCUUGCCGAUAUUUUCGGACUUUGGGGAGAGCCACUGAAGGAAACUAAAGAGCAAAUCGAUCGUAUCUAUGCUGAAGCAGCAAAGGCAGGUCGUCCAGAGAAUGACCGACCGCGAAUCUGGGUCACUUUCCGUCCCAUUAUUGCUGAAACAGAUGAGCUCGCUUGGGCAAAGGCUCACCGAACUCUGGAUAUACUGAAUACAACCCGCGCCAACGGGCAGGGCAAGGUCCCUGCAAAUGCGCCACCUCCACAGAACGUGGGCUCCCAGAGGCUGUUGGAUAUUGCUGCCAAGGGUGAAGUUCAAGAUCGUGCUUUGUGGUAUCCUACGGUUACUGCGACAAAUGCGCGUGGAGCAUCAACUGCGCUCGUCGGAUCACCGAAGACAAUUAACGAUUCCAUUCUGGACUAUGUCGACCUUGGAGCUGAGCUGAUCUCUAUUCGUGGUUAUGAUAACCUCAAUGAUGCUAUCGACUAUGGACGCUACGUCUUGCCCGAUGUUCGAAAGGUGUUGAAAGAGCGGGAGACUAAGGACACCACAGCCUAA
Penicillium cataractarum is the source of this 1104-nucleotide messenger RNA. RefSeq names its product LLM class flavin-dependent oxidoreductase. Gene Ontology annotation, molecular function: oxidoreductase activity, acting on paired donors, with incorporation or reduction of molecular oxygen. The transcript has a single exon. NCBI's taxonomy places the organism in Eukaryota, Fungi, Ascomycota, Eurotiomycetes, Eurotiales, Aspergillaceae. The coding region runs from base 1 to 1104 and encodes 367 amino acids. The record is from RefSeq and is a predicted model, not a curated record.